AUGACAAUGACGAUGGUGAUGAUGAUGAUGAUGAUGAUCACAGUAACAAUGACCUUGGAUGGACCAAAACAAACAAACGACAAAAAGCCUUGGUAAGUGUGUGCUUUAAUGAUGUUACGUAGUAUGGGGAAGUAGAUCCCGUAGCUUUUAGUUCACUAUAGAACACAGGAAAAUUGUAGCAAGGAAAUGUUUCGAAAGUAACAAACUUUCGAAGCAGUGGUAAGUUUCAAGUUUAAGUUUCGAGUUUAGUUCAGUAUUUUAAAGGAAAAUUUACAAAACUGUUCCAUCCGCAAAUCAUCAGGGCUAAUCUAUGUGGGUAGAGCAAAACAACAACAGUUGACUCCCGAUAACUCGAACCUUUUUCGAUUUCCCCAGGAGGUUCGAGUUAUCGGGAUUCAACUGAAGUUUUGAUACACUGAAAGUUAUACCUUUCAACCACACUUGAUUCAUUAGACAAAACAUAUUUCGGAUGAAACAUCAUAUCCCUGCGUGACGUCAGUCCAGCUACAUGUAUACGUGUUGUGUAUAAAUGAUCAAUAAACACGAUCAUAACGGGCGAUAAAAAUAGCAAUGGUUAAUGACCAAAUAGUGAUGGUUUGAACAGUUUUUUAAAGGAAAUUUAAAGAAAUCUAAUUUUCUCUUAAAUGUGAACUUUUAUCGAAAUAUUCUAUUUAAAAUAUGUCAUCCUAUUUUUGUAAGAAAUUAAGUUGUAUUCUUCUUCUUUUUUCCUGUAUCCUAGUUUACGCUGUAGUUUAUUUUGUAAAAUCGUGUCUUCUUUUCCUUAAUGUUAUGUCUACUUAAACUAAUCGAGAGGGAGCCUGGACCCCAUAUAAGCCCCAGGCUUCCAGUUCAGGCUUCCCCGUCAAUAUUUUUCUUCUGUAUUUGUCAGUAUAUGUAACCUGUAAAGUGACAAAAACAAAUCAAUCAUUAGUAGUUCGAUCAGAAAUGAUGACCGCCAAUACUAACAGGUGUAAAUAUGAAAACGAAUUUCGCCGUGUAGACUUAAUACUCUACUUGCAAUACAAAACGAUCCUACUUCUUGAGGAGGAGGGAGCGGGGAGGGGAGAGAAGACCAGCUGCAUAUUAAAGAAGAAAUAUUCUUUAAUCUUUAAUCUUUAAUCACAGUUCGUAACCAUACAUAACUGAUACAAAUGAACUAAUACUAACAUAUACAAUCGAACAAAAAUACAAAAAUGGUUAACAGGACGGUAGUAGGGGGAAACCAAAUUCCCAUGCUAAAACAUACCUUCCAAAAAAGAAAAAAGAAAAAAAAGAAAAAAUAAUUAAUUAAUAUAUAAACAUAUAUUAAAAGACUAUAAAUUAGACUAUAAAUUAUAAACCUAGAUGCCUAAUAAUAAUGCAUAAACUUAUAUUAAAGACACUAUGCCUAAUAUUUUAAGGUAAAUUAUGAGCGAAGGUACUUAAUCAGUGAAACUUUAAAAGACUGAAGGCUAGGAGAUGACAUUACUUCAGAAGGCAAAGAGUUCCAAUCAAUAUUACUAGGAUCGCUGGUGUUGAUGAGCAUAAGAAGUUAAAGGCAAAUGCCAAUCAAGUUUAAUAAACACAGACAAAACGAAAUAUAAGUACGUCACAUUAAUAGACACGAGUGUUUUACUGGAAAAUAUACCACUCGUAAAAUUCAUAAAAAACUACAUCCGGGACCCGGUUUAUUUUCCGUAAUCUCACACGUGAGUUUAUCGAUGACGUAAUUUUGGUAAUUUCCCUCUAUUAUUUUAUCGAUGUCAUUUUGUCUAUAUAAUAAAAAAAACAUUACACGGCGGCUUGAAGAUAUGAAUUUUAUUUUCGAGUGGCAAAGACAAUAUUUUACUCACCCGCUGCGCUCGUUCGUAAAAUAUUGUUUUGCCACUCGAAAUUAAAAUUCAUAUCUUCGCGCCAUCGUGUAAUAUCCUCCAUAUACAGCUGUUUCGAGAAAGGUUGUCGGAAAAAGUGCACGCGACAAUCCCGAAAGGCGUUGUGGGUGGUUUUUAGUUCACUGUUUUUCAAAGAAAUUUAAAAGAAUGGCUCGAGAGGCCAUGGACGUAUGUUUGCGAGGGCUAAAGGAAACAACAAAAGUAGGUUCGACAGCUACAGUGUCAAGAACAAGUGUAUUGAUCAUAUCCCAUAUUUCCUUUCGGGAUUGUCGCGUGCACAGUUUUUGCGACAACCUUUCUCGAAAUAGCUGUAUAUAAUAUGCGUCACGAUAAUGUCCCUAUAUUACUGGUGACGUUUACAUGUUAAACUGUAGCAAUUGAAUUGUGAACGUUUACUAAAACAAGGUGCAUAGAAGAAAUUGGUCAAAGUGUAUUCUUAUAGCCGCAGGACGCAUUAAACAUUUUAAAAGUAAUUGGUAGACUUAGGCUGAGCUAAUGGACACACACUGUGUCGCUGAAUAACGAUUUUUCUUUGUUGUUCAAUUUCUUAAAAACAGCCGAGGCACAUAUAAUUGAUAUGACUUUUUAAAUGAUCCUGUUUGUACACCAGCGGAUGUAAAUUUCACAAGCCAUUGAAGAGUCCUUUUGUCUUCGCUUACAGUCUAUAGUAAGCAGGUUUUCGUGAUGCUGCUUUCAAAGUACUGCGUGAAUUUACUCAAGCGGCCUUUUGUGGUUGUAACAGCGCUUAUCGCUUGUGUUUCUUGUUGGUAAGUUAUUGUUAAUACCUGCCUUAAGGCUUUAAAGUCCAGGGUCGAGGACAACAAUUUUUAUUUGAUUUCCUUGUUUUCUUUUAACAUUCUUCCUUCCCAACAAAAGGGUCGACUAGAUAUAAUAGGGACCUUACGAUCCCACAACGGCGACGUCAAUGAAAACGUCGCUGAAGAAUAGACUUCACAUCCUUUUAAACUUUUUCGCGAUUAUCCCAAUUCGCCCUGUUACUUAAAAGAAAGGAAUUUUGGUUGGAGCUGAAGAGAGGGGACCGCGCCCGAAUUAGGACAGAGAUGGUAGAAUUUCUCGCCUUGCCGUUCCCGUUCUCAAGUAAACUUAAAAUUUGGUCAUUUCACGUCGUAGGUGUACAGGAACAGCAAACUGGAAAUGUACAAAAAAGCGUGAUGCACCUGCAGAGUUGUUUUUUUGAAGUUCUCCUUGCCGUCGCCGUCCUUGUUUCGUAAGGUCCCUAAUGUCUCGGCUUCGCCUCGAGUUUUUAAACCUGAUAAUAAACUCCUACAGUGCGUGAAUUCUCCAUUCAGUCAUCACUGUAACGCACCGCAGGGCAAAUAUUUGUUCACUUAGUAAGUCUUGAUCUUGUGCCAUCCCCAGACGACUUGAUAUACAGCAAAUAAACCAACAGGUUAAGUUAACAUUUUGCGGACAUAAAUUACCGUGACUAGUUCCUCUAGCCCCCCUGAGAUGACCUGCGGUUUUCUAAUACAAUUGGUAUUCUGCCAAAAAAAACAAAAAACUAUGUGGUUUCUUGGUGUUGAAGUAGAGCUGAUCCAGAGACGAGUGCACCCCCUCCUAAAAAAAAUCCUGGAUCCGCCCCUGAAUUAUAACAAUAAAUAAAUGAAAAGUAAGACAGAAACUAGAAAUACAUGUCGGUCAGUCGCUUUGUAUUCUGUUCUGUCAUUGAUAGGCAUAUUAACCGUAUGCUUUACUUCUUAAAGAAGUUGUCGAGAGGCAAUCGGUUUUAAAAAGUGUACUUUUUUUAUGAGAAGAAAGAUCAACUAUCAGACAUACUAGCUAAUUCAAACCUUUAUCUUCUUCUAAGUGUAAGGUGACGAGGGCGCGAGAGUGGUUGUAGUCUAACUGGUUGGUAUUGGCUUUUUAUAAACUUUGAGAAGGUCGCAGUAGAUUGCUGCCGGUUGUUAAAUGUAGAGGAAAGUAAAAUCGCUGUGGGACGUAACGUUUCUAAGGAACCCGUGACGCAAAUUAAAUGGCUGUUAUCUUGGGUUACUUAGAACCCCACUAAGGUAAUUUGCUUUGUUAAUAUAUGCCUGCAAAGAGCUCUACAUGACGUCUUAACAAUAACACCGCGGCGAAACGUGCCGUGGAAACGCAAAAAAUUGAACGUCCGGUCAAUUUUGUAUUUCCCUUUCGGCAUACAUACCUAUUUAGACCAAUCAUAAAGUAAGAACGUGUUAGGAAAUAAAACUAUUUUCUUCGAAAAUUAAUAUAUCUGUCUACCUUCAGGCUUUUGCGCCAAGUAGUUUACUGCUUGCAUCUAGGCUGAAAAUAAUAAUUAGCGAUAUUCUAUUGCUCUGCGCUAGACAAGAGUGAUAACCGCACCUGAAGGGAGGCAGCGUGGCCGAGUGGUCAGCGCGUCGGACUCGCAAUCCGGGGGUCCCGGGUUCGAGUCCCGCUCUGGCCACUUGCUGGAUUUGUGCUCGGUCGUCCCGAGUUCAAAUUCUCGGCCACGCUUGUAAAUAGCCAACUGGUUUGCCUUCUGCCAGCUGGGGUUUUUAAUCCUGUUAUGUUGUAUUUGAAUUAUUUGUUUCUAAUAUUUGAGUGGAGUGCCUGUAAAUUAGCUGACUAGCUAAGUGCACCUUCCACUAUAAACAUGCCUUAUUUAUUUAUUUAUUUUUUAAAAACCUAUGACGGCAUUUUUCAUGGCUGCCACCUUGGCUGCCAUCUUGGAUCAUGGUCCGUUUUUCUCAGAAGAGGCUUUUAUGUCAUUAAUACGCCAUUGACAUGUGAGCUCGGCAUGAAAUAACUGGUAUGUAAGCUUGCUUAGGCCCUCCAACAGCAAGAAACUUAAAUUAAUACUUGAAUUUAAUUUUAUUCACAAUCACAUUUUUUCAAAAGUCGUUUACGCAUUUCACGUGACCUCGAGCAUGAAUCAAGGUUAUUUUCUACUGUUCGGACUAUUAGGUCGUACAAAGAUGACACACUAUCUAUAUCUAUGAAAUGAAUACUUGUUUUCUCUCGAUAGCACAACAGAAAAUCCAAGGAGGAAUACAACUCUAGAAAUUCUGUUCUCUAACUACGACAAAGACGUUAGACCAAAUCAAGGAGGUAGCUAUAUUCGUUUUGUUCAUCAAGAUUAUAGGAGAUUGAAUGUUCUUCUUCAAUCAUUCUACAUGUUUCCCUGUAACAUAAUUGCCACUCAAAAUAUUUUGCUUGUUGCAUAUUAAAUGUUAACAGGCCUAUGCAAUAUGAAGCGGGAGUUAAGUGAUUAUUUCAACCGCCAAUUGUACGAAGUUGCCGUAGGUGGGAAAACUCACGAGAAGAGGUAGAAAAAGGUACUCUACGAAAAAUUUCUAAUGGCCGCCCAAUGGCGAGGCCGGAAACCCUAGGGAAAACGUGCGGCUUAUAGGCAAUAAGGCUUCCGUAAAUAAUAUUUAACGAAUUAUCAAAUUAAAUAUAUUUACUCACGGACAUUGCAUCACUUAUCUAGACUAAAAAGAGGUACUUCUUUCGGAGUGCAGCUUCAGUGGGUGGGCCAUUAUAAGCAGCGCCAUAGAGUUCUAAAGUGAUGACGUCAUAUAACUUAAAUUUGGGAAAUUACGGGAUUUGUCAGGAUUUUCUGAAAGGAAAACAUCCAAGAGGCCUACUUGCCAAAAUCAAGCAUUGUGAGGCAAGUUAGCCCAGUAAUGCUCUGAUGACUCCAUACAAUCCUUCUAAAGUUGACUUGGGUCUAAACGUUUGGCAAAUAGGACUCUUGGAUGUUGUCCUUUUAGAAUAUCCUGACAAAUCCCAUAAUUUCACAAAUUUAAUUUUCAUGACGUCAUCACUUUUGAACUCUAUUGUGGUGGAUCUGUGAGCCGUGGCCGGGCCGGGGCUAAUUGGUCACGUGUUCCUAAUUUAUUCAUAUGCCAAGCUGAAGAUCUACAUAAGUUUGACGGCUGCCACUGUACCUCUAUACCCCAGAGGGUCUACCUAAUCAUGAACAUGUUUGUGUUCCAGUUGGCCCACUCACAGUAGAACUUGAUCUGUACGUUGAAUCAUUUGCUAACAUUGCUGAAGCCAACAUGGUAAGUCACAUGAUAUCAAUUUUUGGAUAUGAAUUCACUUUACUGGUGAUGUAAGCCUCGCCAUGUAUGUUUAUAUACAGCUCGUUUUUGUACGGUAAAUCACUUAAGUUUAGCAUCCAAGGUCUGUGAUAAGAUAGUAAGAGUGCAUGAUUCUUCAAAGAGCACGAAAUUUGGAAUCUAGUUUUAAUCGAUUCAGUUCGUGCUGUGAAACAUGGAUAGUGCUGUUUCCGUACAAUAAUAAUAAUGGUAAUAAUAAUAAUAAAAAUAAAACAAAAAUAAUAAUGACAAAGACAAUGACGGUUAUAACGGUAACGAUAAUGAUAUUGAUGGUCAGCAGCAUCAUCAUGUUCAGUAUAAUUAUUCUCUAUAGCAGUCCAUUUUCAUUCUUGUCUGUCUCUUCGUUUUAACAGGAGUACACAGUGUUUGGCUACAUUCGCCAUUACUGGACUGACAAGCGAUUUGCUAGCAAAUUCAAUGAGACUUUUCGUCUUAAAGGUUCGACAAUUGAGUGUGCGUGGAUCCCUGACACCUACGUCACUAACAUGAGAGAAUCAAAUCUUAUGGCCGAGAACUCUGAUGUAGGGAGUUUAUUCAAGAUACAUCCGAAUGGAACGAUUUUUUAUUCGAGAAGGUUGGUUUUAAUUCCUUUGUAGAUUAGUGGGGUGAGUGCCAUAUAGGGUUUCUUAAGCCACUAUUUGCCGAUAUUGAAAAGAAGAAUUGUUUUCAUACUGACGCAAGAAGUGAUCUCGACAAUCGAAAUAACGUCCGAGCAACGAGUGAAAUGAUCCAUACUGAUGACAGAUCCGGACAGUGCUUCUGACUAGUUCAGGCAAAUUUUCAAGAAUGAAAGCACGUUUACUUUUUACUUCCCAAACCAUUUUUUAUAAAUCAUUUUUGUAAAUUUAUAAAUAAAUAAGUGGUGGUCAACAGGUGGGCAUUUGCGAGAGCUCACUCCAGGUUUUCUGUUAAGUUUAGUAUUCGAGAUAGUUUUAACAGCAAAAUUAUGAAAUAAUAAUAAUUUGGAGGUAGUUCUUCAUCUACCUGAUGCCUGGUCGAAUUGGAAUUUGGAAAUUUUGGUUUUUGAGGAGAGGGGAAAACCGAGGUACCCGGAAAAAAACCUUUCCGAGCAAAGGAGAGAACCAACAACGAACUCAACCCACAUAUGGCGCGACCGCCAGGAUUUGAACCCGGGCCACAUUGGUGGGAGGCGAGCGCUCUCAAUACUGCACCAUGCCUUGUUCACUGCAAAAGGCCAAACCACCACCCAAAAUUGGAAAGGGCUGUAUAGGAGAAGGUAGGAAUGGGGGGGGAUGGGUCGAUUACCAGCCACUGUUCGGGAAUUGAGCCCUCGCUCCGAGCCGAGGAUGCCUGGGGGUUGCUGUGUUAGUCUAGAUGACCUUGAACGAACUUGUUUCCGUGUAUUUCAGCUACAAGAUCGUUGCCGCUUGCGACAUGAAAUUGGAGAACUUUCCAAUGGACACUCAAAAAUGCAGUCUGAAUUUAAGCAGUUGUAAGUAGGAGUUGUAAGUCUAACUUAGACCGCAGUUUACGAAAACCAGUAAACAUCCGAAAUUAUCUAUAAGUGGCUUAUUUUGAAAUAAAUUUUUUGUAGAUAUUUUGUGUAUGCCUGGCGUAGUGUACAACAGACAAUAAAUGUCUAGGUUUGUUCGUUCGUGUGUUGGAAUUUAAUUUAAAAUAUUUUAAGUAUCCUUGAUUUUAAUGAAAAAAUAUUUCUUCAAGAGACGAUUUUGGCAUUAGUUGGAUGUUUGUAGGGUGGCUGUUUUAAAAACAAGUAGUCUUGGAAAAAUUGUACGCAUUUUGUCGUGGCUGCCCUCUUAUCCACUGGUGGUAUUUUGCCAAUCCGCCUUCCGCCAAUGUAGGGCCACAUGACACAAUUGAACUAUGUGAAAUUAAUGGGUACCCACCAAGAGUAUUCAUACAGCAGUGUAUUGGGAAUUUACUUUUCUUUAGAUGGUUAUAACGAAGACAACGUGAUUUACAAAUGGAAAGAUGACCCGGUGAAAGUGGAAAAGAAGAGCAUGGCUCAAUUUGACAUGAAAGAGGUGGAACCGAACUCAACCACUAUACGUUACAUCAGCGGUUAGUGAUAAAUGUACCAAAUGGUCCUAUUCCAUAACUUUAGCCUGCUGCCCGCUUAGCUCAGUUGUUAGAACAACCGUCUGCCGAUCGGGAGGUUGUGGGUUCAAACCACGGCCGGACCAACAACCAGGGGUCAAUUUAAUAAAACGUUUACACGUGCAAUUUACAGGUGUAGCUAUUGUUCUCAGACUCUAAAACAAUGGCUACACUUGUAAAUUACACGUGUAAAAGUUUUACUAAAUUGAUCCCAGGGUAUUAAAAAAACCGGGCUAUUUAAAAAAACUGGUGAGAUCAAGCUGGCUGUGAUUUGAGAUGAUGGCGUCAUUGGGCGAUGACAUUAAGCUGUUGGACUUCUCUCCUUCAUCCUUCUUUCAUUAGUCAAAUCGAAGACGACGUAAAAGAACCCACACUAUGUGGUCUAACUUUCAAGCAUCACGCAUCGUUCAUAUCAUGGGCUAUGGGUGGGUUACAGUAAGCUCAUAAAUGAACUAUAAAUCCCUGUCUGUCCGUUUGCACGCAGCCUAAAGGGUCUCCUUUAUUUCACUAAGUGUCAAGUGUUCCUCAAAUCCAUAGGGAACUACAGCCUACUUACCAUCAGCUUUCACUUUAAACGACGCCUUGGUUAUUACUUCAUCCAAGUGUUUUUCCCAGGCACCCUUGUGGUUGUGAUGAGUUGGACAGUGUUCUGGUUGGACCCAAGAGACAUGAGUGAUAGAGUUGGCCUGGGUAUCACAACCGUACUGACUAUCAUGUUUCUGUUGGGCUCUGUAAACACGUCGCAACCUCGUGUUAGUUAUCUCAAGGCCAUUGACUGGUACCUGCUCGGGUCUUUUCUGUUUGUCUUCCUCGUUUUGGUGGAGUGCAUCCUGGUGUACAUUUUGCGUCCAAGAAAUCGAGAUUCCAAGAACAGCGCGCAACGGAAAGACCUGGAUUUGGAAAUGGGCACCAAAAAUGAUCUUCAGGUGGGCAUAACGAAUUGUUGUUGAAAUUAAAUUGAAUGAUGGCCUUGCAGCUGCUAUUUACAGACAAACUGGGAAGCCCCUUCAUUAACCCUUUAAACCCUAAGAUCAAAAUUAAAAUUCUCAUUUGUUGCCCCUAUUCAUUUCCUACAGAAGUAGUGGGGAGAAGUUGAUAAAAUAUCAAGCAAAUAGGCCUAUUUGCACUGAGUGAUCGUGUGGCAUCAGGGUUCUAUCUAGGAUUUAUCUUUUGGGGGAGAGGUUCCGAUUGACCGAAGGCAACAAGCUUCCUAGGGAGGUCCAGGGACAAGCACCCCCGGGAAUUUUUUGAAAUGAAUAUGCACUGAGAUGCAAUCUGGUGCAUUUUGAGACACAAUUUUGAAAAAUGUUACACUGUUUGCAAUGACCUUGUCUUGUCUGAAUGAUUUUUCCAAUAUAGUUACCUAUAUACCGUAGUGAUAACAAUAUUUUUUGGGGGGAAGCUGCGCAUCUUUGGGGGGAAGCUUCUACCCCUCAAAUACCUUGGAUAGAACCCUGGACAUCGUUUGUAUGAAAAUGAAAGUUAUAUGAUUUCGCCUUCGAAAAUGGAUUUGUGGGUCAUAUCUUAAACAAAGUAUUAGUGAUUUGGCUUUUCAAACCUGCACCAUUUUCUUAAAAUGAGUAGGUUCGUAAAUGGUCACGUGACCAAAAUUCAAACGUUUAACAAGACAUAAGCAAAAAGUAGUGUUGGCCGCCAUGUUGGAGGCCAAUACAAAUCAUACUACUUUGUUGAAAAAUCAAAGUGCCAAUAAAAUAUCUCCCUUAAAUGCGUUUCCUCUCAAAUUUCAGGUGGAAGAUAAUUUUUACUUGCUCUGUAAAUUUUUGGCAUCAGCAAGAUUCUAACUCAUUGUUUAAAGGAAGCAUUGGUCACGUGACCUCUUAGUGCAAGUGGCCUAUUCAUCUUGUGUGAUCAUGUCCGUAAUUCCCUAGACAACUCUCUUUUACAAAGCAUUGAUAUUAGUAUAGGUAAUAGCAUGAUUUGCAGUGGUAUUUUGCAUAAAUACCACGAGUGAUAUUUCAAAAUUGUUAUACGUAAUUUCACGAGCCGUUAGGCGAGUGAAAUUUGAGACAAUUUUGAAAUAUCACGAGUGGUAUUUAUGCCAAAUAUAAUGUUCAAAUCAUGCUAUUAAUUGUUUAUACUACUACCCUUAAAAGGUUUGUAAUUUUCACAUGUAUGUAUUUCAAAUUAAGCUGAAAUACCACUGCUCUAAGCCAAUCAAAUUGCAGAAAUUUCUCAUAUGGUAGUAUAACAAGGAGAAAUUUGAUGCCGAUCACUCUUAGGGCUUAAAGGGUUAAGCGCUAUCAAUAAUACAAAAACAACUGAGCUAAAAGCAGGAAAAAAGCUCAACUAGUCUCAAAUCUAAAGGGUUCUUUCACUCACCAAUAUUCAUAAGAAAAUUAAACAAAAGAGUGCCGCAACAACACCCUAAUGGGCAAUAAUUCAGUAAAAUUGCUAGCGUGCUUAGCAACGCGAUGUCUAGACCGAGCUUAUUUCUUUGGCUUCUUGAGACUAGGGGUGGGCUUCGGACCCUCCCCCCUCCCCACCCUACCCCAAGAUAAAAGGGAUCAUUUUACCUUUCUGGGAAACUGCUCACCUACCCCUCCCCUAAGCCAACAUUUUGCCUUAAGUAGAAGUAAGUAUUAAUGUUGGAUCAAUUUAGCUUUCUAGGAAACUGCUCCCCUACCCCUCUCCUAAGCCAACUUUUUGCCCUAAGUGAGAAGUAAGUGAUAAUGAUGGCUUAAGGGAGGGGUAGGUGGGCAGUUGAUUGUUUGAAAGGUCAUAAAGUCCACGCGCGACUGCUUCCAAGCAAGCAAUGCAGAAUAUUGUAAUGGCGACUAUUCUAUUCUCUCUUGACAACACUAAAUAGAAUUUUGCGGACCUCUCCGGAAAUCAACUUCGUUUGAUUGGUCUAAAAAUAACUUUGGUGAAACUCGUAUACCCUUAGGGCUAGUCUGGGCGUUUCCAUCUCUGUCCCAUAAUUUUUUUUUUUCAUAAAGGGUUAAAAGAACUGGCCAGUAUAAAUAGGGUUAACGUUAAAAGAUCAACAUUAGAAAGGAGAGGACGGCAAAACGGUCGUGUGUGACAAACGGGAUAGGGCUAUUACUUACGUGUUUUGUCGAGAUCCCCACUUAACAUUAACGUUUUCUGGUCUUUAAAGAAAAGAUCUGUUUAAAGGAAAGUGAAGUUUGGCGAAAAGUUAUUUCAAACAAAAUUAUCGUCACGCUUGUCACACAAGUUUUGCCCUCUUCUUCCCUCUUCCGUCCUGUUCACUAUUAAUUAUGAAUUUCAGGAUGCGCCAAGAGUGGAAAACAUCGCUCUGAAACAACGCAAGAGUACUAGCUCAAGUAAUGGCGAACCAUCUCAGAUCGAUGCAGAGGAUGAGAUGAUUGAAGAGUCUCCUACGCAUGCUCAGAAGGGUUUUAGACGAUGCCCCCCAUGUACAUAUGGAAAACUCGUUGAUUACAUUUGUCGGUUCUUGUUUCCAUUUUGUUUUACUUUGUUUAACGUGUUUUAUUGGCGUCAUUAUUUGUCCAAUUGACUCCAAAAACUAGAAAACCUUUUCUCGGGUCGCAAUGUUAAGGUCAAAGUAUGAUGUCACGAUGUGGGGUUGGGGGGACGGGGAGACUGUGUUAACUGGCCAGCUAUUUUGCUAUUUUUCAGUUAGAUACUUGAUAGAUAGUUUAAGGUAGGCAAUUUUUAAAAAUCGUAUGAGGAACGUUGCAAUAUUUCCAAAAAAUGAAUCUAAAUGUAAACAAAAGAAAAGGUGUGAAAAAAAAAAAGACUUAAGAUAAUGUUGAAAAUAUAAAUAAAUUUUUGAUACACGUACAUUGUAUUAUAAAAAGUUUAAGUCCUAGACUUAGACUGACGAUGCUUGGAAGCUAAUUAGAUCUUAUUGUACGACGAACACACCUUUAAUUGCAAUAAAUUUAGCAUAAAGAGACAAAAACGAAUACGUGUGCAAGUGGUGUGUGUGUACUUGUGGGUGAGGGGUGGGAAGGGUGGUGUGGGUGUUCAGAUCCGUUUGCCUAUUGGUUUUGUACUUGGAAACAUUUCUGGAAAGAGAUGUUAUAUUAAGGCUUCUUUCUUCAAGUCUGACACUUUAAAGUCAAGUGAUUAUUUGCGUUUUUCAUGAAGAAAUUUGUUGACAUUGAAUAUUCAGAUCUACCAAGAAAUUAAAAGAACUUCUUCUGAGACCAUGGCAUUUAUAUCAAAGCUCAUUUAUUUUCUUAAGUACUAUAUUUACUUAACGAAUCUGCAUCCCGGCCCUAAACUCGUUAACGACCAGAUCUGAUUAAAUUUAAUAAUGUUAUUGAGCUGAAAAUUAAACUUUGAAUGUUCUGUGGGUCGGUAGGUAAUCCUUUAAAGUUUGUUAAUAUUUUAGUAUGUGUGGAUUUUAAGAUUGAGUUUUUCAUGCAUGUCCAUCAAGGAUCCUGAUCAGGGGCCUGGUGACUGACUGUUAAGGUUUCCACCGAAUAAAAUUAUUUCGUCUUUGAUUGUUGAUUUUUACGUCUUCCUAAAAAGAUUUUAACGAUAUAUGGUUUUCGUUAUGUAAAGUAGCGAUAUAAUGUGUAUAAAUUGUAAUGCAAAGCAGUUGCUAUAGCUAGAGACAAUCAUUUUCGUUUUGCCCUAAAACAGAUUAAUAAUUUAAUGCCUGCAUAAAAGGUGUUUGAUGUGUAAACCGAGAAAAAAAGAGGAUUUGUUUCACCGAUUUUCAUAAAUUUUAACCGUUUGGAGAGUUCUUUAAUUUAAGGUAAGGAAUUAAAUUCACUCUUUUGGUCAUUAAUUGAAAGGUCACACCAUAGAAAUGUUGCAAAACUAGAAAUAAUUAUGAUUGACAAUAAAUGACUGAUGACUUGAAAGUACCAAAAUGGCCAGCCAGGCUGGCUGGCACUAGUUAUUUUAAUUCUUGUUUUGUGAUAUUCAUCUGGCAACUGUUUGAGAAACCCCUUUAAUAAAAGGAGGAAAAUAUGUCGAUCUACAUGCAGUGGAAAGGAAAUGAGGUGAGAAACCUAACUUUCUUUUAUCGGAAUUUAUGAUAAAAAGUUUCCAGUGAACCUUUCAGUGGUAAAGUAAUGUAGUGUAACUGACUUCAUUUCGUCACUCGUUGCUUUUGUUUUCGUUUUUUUUUUACGUAAGAAAAAAAGGAUAUAAACCUACGGGGGCUUUUAUUUGGGAAAAAAACACCCUCGGACCACCAACAAUAGAAAUUACAAACAUGCACGAAAACACCUCAUUAGGGUCAUUUUGGUAGUAUGGUUUUUUAUUUGGGCUAAGCCCUCUUUUUUAUUAUUUAUCUUUUUUUAUUAUUUUUUAUUCCAGGGCAAUAAGUUGUGUCUUUGUCAAAGACUUGAUUAGCAGGUGAGGUAUUGUUGAGAGUGUUAAACGUUAGUUAAAUUGUAGGGAAUUUUAUCCUCAGACAUCCAGGAGAAGCUUAUUGUAAGGAGCUCUUCACGAGUGAUAUUACUGCAGGUAAGUAUACACGAGGAACUGGAGAGGCGGGCAUUCAAUCUUACCAAUCCAGUACCAGAAGCAUUUGAAUGUCCUGCUUCUGAUUGGCCAAAAAAUAUUAGUUUAGUUAAGCAAUAGACUACACUCUCCAUGGGUUUACUGGCGUGAUAACCCACGCGGGAUGUUGGAAGAGCACGAGAAAAUUCACUCGCCUUCGGCUCGUGAUUUACAAGCUUUUCGAACCAAUCAGAACGCGCGUACUGUCUCAGUUAUUUGAUAAUGUACGAUAAAACAUUACGCUUGACUUGCAGGUUUCCUUACAAUCGUAAUGAUGAUUUUACCUAGUCGUAGCUUAAUGACAUAAAAUUUUCAAACUCACAAUGAGUCGGUAUUUUUUUUUUUCAGGCGAUAUGUAUGAUAUCUGGAAAUCUGUUAUAAUCCUUGGUGGUCUAUUUUGCGCGGUUAUCUCAUUGGAAGAACCGUGAGUAAAAUAUACCCAAGAAUAGUUUAAAAAUUAUUUUAUUCAACGUGAUGAUAAAUGAAGGACUAGGUAAAUAUCUUCAAACGACAUGAGUAACGUUUCCCAGGUUUCCUCACUUUUAUGCUCUCGCCUCCUUGCGUCUGAGGACAAAGGACGAUGGAAAAAAAAAGAGAAAAGAAAAUACUGUGAAUUGCAAAUUACCACAGCUUACUUUGAAGUGUUACCUUUGAAAUAGAACAAACACCAGGUAGAGCUGUGAAGUCAAAAUAAUUUUAACUGUUGAAGUGUAAAACCUUCUGCCACUUAACUGCAAAAAUCUGGGAAAUCCUGUUUUAUAAUAAUUUCUUUAGUCGAUGGUCUGGGAGAUUAAUAUACAUUUGUGGUCAUUUUGUAACCUAUUACUCACUGUUAUGCAGAUUCUACAGAUAAAUACGCAACACGUAGAAUAAUGUGCAUUUGUCCCCAGUUAACCAUGAUCGUAUUUCUUUUUGCAGCAAUGAAUACGAGCAUUCCGAUGUAGUACAGAAACUGUUCUCUAGUUAUGAUCGAAACUUGAGGCCUAAGUUCAAUGGUAAGUAGUACAGUCAAGGCAGGUCAAGCGUAUCCCCCAAGAUUCUAUUAAUGAAUUGAUUAUUUAAAAAAGGAAUCCGUUAAUCGUUCCCGUAACUAGUGUCAAAUUCAAAUUGGCAUUCCUGCUUGCGUAAUGAGAACUGAAUUUUUCAACCACAACGUCUCUGUAUUUGGUCAGAUUGAAAAUCUUUGAGUCUAAAAAAUUGCUUCGAAGACUUUUACAUCAAAUGCAGGGAAAAUGAGGUAGUAGAAAUUUCAUAACUGUCUCGCGUGUAAAUUCACGGCUCAUUACGCAUCCAAGAAUACAGAGAUGAAUCUGAAUUCUACAACUACCGACGGUUCAACUUUCGAAUAAUAAAUUCAUUAAUGGCCUCUUGGGGGGUAACGCUUGACCUGGCUUGACUGUGAAAUAUAUUUUUUAUAUUUUGAAUAUCGGACUGAAAUAAGUUUCUUGUACAUGAAUUUUGGACGUUGAUCCAGAAUUCUUGAACUGCUCGUGCAUUUGUACUCAUUGACAGAAAGCUCUCAUUAGAUCUGCUUCAAUCUCAGAAUGUUGAUUUAAAAGUUUCUUUAGGUUUACUUAGCAUUCUUGACUAGAACUUGCUACUUAGUCCAGAAAAGUUCCAAGUUUCGAUUCAUUGAUUAGUAUGAUAUAUAUCUUUUCUGAUAUAAUGUUGUAAUUUAUAGACUAGAUAAUUAUUCAUUCGUGUAAUUUUUAAUGUUAAGGCGCAUUUGAAAACUGUAUACUUGAAUUUGUGCGGUAUAAAUAAAUGUUAUUAUUAUUAUUAUUUUUUAAAUAAUAAUAAUAAUUAUUAUUAUUAUCAGUAUGAAAGAAACAAACUCUGACAGGGAUGGUGAUAGUCCAAACAGUUCUCUCAGUCGAUCGCGACACUUGAUAAUCAAACGGUUCGUAUAAAUCAACCCGAGUCCCAAGUUGACUUAGCUCUUACAUGGUCUUUACGCUGCUUUGUUUGUGUGCAUCAAUUACAGGUGGCUCUUUAAAUGUAAUGGUGGACCUGUAUGUGGAAUCCUUUGGAAACAUAAAGGAGGCCGACAUGGUAGGUGCAUCCUUUUUACCAACUUUCUUAUAUUACAUUAUUUAUUCAUUAAAAACGCUUUUUAUCUUCACAUACUACUUUCAAUUGAUAUAAUUAUAUGAAAGAAGAUCAUCGCAGUUGUAGACGCAACUUUUGCAGUUGCGAAAAGAAAGCCUGAAAAAUUUGCGGGCUUUCUUUUCGCAGUUGCAAAAGUUAUUCUUUCAUAUAAUUCUUCACUCCGCAGUUCUCGUAUAUGAUUUUCAUAACGUCAUCAUCAUCCUUUCAUGGGUUUAAGUGCUAGUAGGAUACUGUUUGUUCAUCUCAAACACUGCGGACGGACCGUUGUUCCUACGUGGUGUACCAAGCCACAAGAAGGUCUAGCCGUUUGCGGUACUUUCAUUUCCCAAUGCAGUAAAGAUCAGCGCUACAUUGACUGCCCUAACCCCGCAAAAGUUUAAUCCACUGUCUGAGCUAAUACAGCCGCCGCUACGUACUCUAGAGCCAUUUUAAUUUGGUUUUGGCAACCAAUCUGCCAGAUAUAGCCGUCUUCAUGUACAUGCCCUUGUUUCAAAUAUGACAUUGCACUCUAACAAUCAAGUUACUUGUAUUAGCUCAAUUACUUAUUAUUUUUUGACUGCAGGAAUACACAGUCUUUGGCUAUUUUCGUCAAAGUUGGGUGGACAAGCGCUUGGCGGGAAAGUUAAACCAAACAUUAGUGUUGAGGAAUACCGCAAUUGUCCACGCCUGGAUACCUGACACAUACUGUGCUAACACCCGGCAGUCUAACCUCAAAACGAGUGCGUCUGAUAGCGAGUCCGCCAUGAGGGUUGAUAUUAACGGCAGCGUUUUCUUCACCCAACGGUUUGUAAAUUUUUGUCAUAAACAGGACAAAAUCAAAACUAAUAAAGGACGUUAAAUUGACCCACCUUCAAUUUUUGGUAAAGGCGAAUUAGAAAUAAAAUACAAUAAAAUCCGGUCGUACACCCUCCAAAAAACACUCUCCACAUAAAUGAAAGCUCUUCUUGAAACCAUCCUAGAAAAGCUCUCUCCUCGUAAGGGAAUCCAGAUUACGGAAUCCGGGAAAUUUUUGCUUCCGGAAUCCUGGGUUUUAGGAUCUGGAAUACAGCUCAAGGAGUCCGGAAUCCCUGUUACGAUUGGAAUCCAGAAUCCAAGUCCCACUGACAAAGACCUUGAAUCCGGAAUCCAUUGCGUAGAGUCCAGAAUCCAAGACUGCCUUGGGUUCCCUGCUUGUAUGGGGGUGAAGAUCAAUUGAACCAUUGGUACCAAUGGACCAUCGGAAUUGCCCUGUACCCAGCCAGGCCACACGAGAGAAUAAUCUAAGUCCCCUUAAUGAGACGUAUAUUAACCAAAAGAACCAAUGGAAUGACAUCAUUUUCUAUUGGUACCAAUCGUACCACCGUACCAAUGGACCAUCGGAAUUGCCCUGUCCUUAGCCAGGCCACUCGAGAGAAUAAUCUAAGUCCCCUUAAUGAGAUGCAUAUUAACCAACAGAACCAUUGGAAUGACAUCAUUUUCCAUUGGUACCAAUCGUACCAUUGGUACCAAUGGACCAUCGGAAUUGCCCUGUACCCAGCCAGGCCACACGAGAGAAUAAUCUAAGUCCCCUUAAUGAGAUGCAUAUUAACCAAUAGAACCAAUGGACACCCUUCUUAUCACCACUAACACCAAUGGAGUCUAUUUGUGAGUAUUGGACGGCCCUCCUAAGACAUGUUCUGCAUGAUUUCAAGAUUCCUGUAAGCCAAAAGACUGUUCCUGUAAGCAGCUACGAACAUUGUCGAAUUAAGCAAAUGUGCGAGUUGUUGAAGGAACAUCUGAAUGAAUUCAUUGACAAAAGAUGAGUAGAUGUAUGAAAGACAUAUACUUAAGAUAACAGCGCCAUCUUGUGUGUUUAGUUCAUAUCUUUUCUUUUUCUUUAUUUUGCUUCAGAAUUCACAUUAUUGCGUCCUGUGAGAUGAAUCUGCAGGAUUUUCCAUUGGAUCACCAGGAGUGUGUUCUUAAAUUUAUAAGCUGUAAGUGAACGAGCUGUUAUAUAUUGUUAGCAGGCAAAUUUGGACGAAUGAACGAAGGAGUGGAUGAACAGCAGUGCCGUAGCCAGACCAAACGGCCAACUGAGGCAGGCGGGAGUUGCUAGGGGCGUUCGGGGGCAUGCCCCCCCGAGAAAUUUUGAACUUUAGUCUCUCGGAAAUGCGCUUUGCAGCGUUUUCUGAGUUUUCAGUAUUAAUACGGCGAAAAUUUUGUUUAUAUAUAUAUAUAUAUAUUUUUUAACUGUUAUAUUUUGGCUACGAAAUCUUUUCUGAGAGGCUCCGAUGAUCGCUAAUGUAAAAUAAAAAUGAUCGGCGAAAUUCGUCAAAAUUUUACCGAGGCGAGUGCCUCGGUUGGCCUCAUACUAGCUACGGCGCUGAACAGAUGACCUUCUGAGCGAGUGAUGACUAAUGACGGACUGACUGACUGACUGACUGACUGACUCGGAAUGAAUGAAGAGAUGGAGGGACGGGUAGGUGAUUGAACGAUUGAAUGGAUGGAUGAAUUGACUGAUAGCUAACGAUAAUUUCAAACGGGUGGCCUGUUCAGCAUGUAGGCUUCUGGCCAUCCAAACUUUUUAUCAACGCCUUCAAACUAAUGCACGUGAACGUUCAAGCACGCCGUUGCGUUUAAUUGCAUAAUUUAGGCAUUGCAGAAACCUUUGUUAAAUAGUAUUAACUUGUUGCCUUUAUGAUCGCAGAUGCGUACAACACUUCAGAUAUUGUCUACUGGUGGGCGAAGGACAAUGUGGAAAUUGAAAAGAAAACAGUCGCUCAGUUUCAGAACGAGGAGGUUCAUUUAAGCAAAACAGUAGAGCAGUACAUCACGGGUAAAUACUUAUUCAACCUUGAUCAACAUCUAGAUGCUAGAGUUACAUUGGCAAAGGAUGAUAACAGCCUAUUUCUUCUUCAUAAACGCAGUGCAAGAUUCAUAUGUAAAACUAAUGUUUUGCUCAUACUGCUAGUGAUUACCCGACCUGUUCAUCAGAUAAUGAUGAUAACGACAACGACGACGAUUACAAUGACGAUAAGGACAAUGAUAAUGAUAAUGAUGAUGAUGAUGAUGAUGAUGAUGAUGAUGAUGAUGAUGAUGAUGAUGAUGAUGAUGAUGAUGAUAAUCAUAAUGGUGAUGAUGAUAACAAUAACAAUAACGAUAACAUACCUAAAGCACCCACGGACACCAAAACCUUUGUUGUGGUUCUCUCCCUUGCUCCGAGAGGUUUUUCUCCGGUACUCCGGUUUUCCCCUCUCCUUAAAAACCAACACUUUCAAAUUCCAAUUUGAUCUGAACACACGGACACGUUUCAACGACUUCUUAUGAACUCCUUAGUGCUCCGUGGGUAAACAAAUUACAAUUUACAAUUUACAAUUUUUACAAUUUACAACCUUACAAUUCAGUGUUGGGGUUUGGAUGCACCCAUGACAUCAGAGUAUAAUUAUGUUUACUAAGUUAGCGCCUAGGUGGUUUGUAACCGGAUAUGUUUGUCAAAAUUAGCUUUAACAUCGUGCACAAGUAGAAAAAUUUGCUUUAAGCACUCAACUCGCAGUGCCUCUAAAAUGCUAUUGCUGUUUGUCACUUUCAGGAAACUUUUCGAUGCUGUCAGUCAGUUUUACCUUCCACCGCAGUAUAGGUUAUUACAUCAUGCAGGUUUACGCUCCAGAUGUUCUUGUGGUUGCCAUCAGUUGGACUCUAUUUUGGGUGGACAAGAAUGUAAGUCUUUUAGACUUGAGGUUUCUUUAUCAUUGCUCAAGAAGGUUACCCCUGCAGCGAUUCUGUUACAAAUAGUUAUGUUGGUAACCAGAAUCAUUGCGGCCAAAUUCAAAAUACACUAAGUCCCAAAUUGAAAACUCCAAAACUCCUUUUGUAAAGCACAACAGAGAUUAAAAGAAACAUGCGUCUUUAAACAACCACAAGAACGGCUACAGAAAUCACACGAACGGGAUAUUCCACAAUAAACAUCUUCAGACUGAUCUUUGCGUCCACGGGACGCAUGCCCUUAAUUAUUUUGCGUCUUUUGGGAUUCUUAUGCGUCAAGGACGCAGAACACAGAGGUAACAAAAUCACUGCCCUUGACCUCAAAGAGUAAAUCACACAGUCAUACGUAUGGCUAUACAUGUUUUUUAUCAUCCUUAUUUUGUAGGACAUGAAUACUCGCAUGGCCGUUGGCGUAACAACCAUUUUAACAAUCGUGUUUCUAUUGGGUUCGGCAAAUACAUCUCUUCCUCGUGUUAGUUAUGCCAAAGCCAUAGACUGGUAUCUAAUGGUUUCGUUCGCUUUCAUAUUUGCCGCUCUCGUGGAAUGCAUGUUUGUCUUUCAUUUUCGUAUUGACGGCGGAAAGAAGGAGAACAAGAAAAACAUCUUUACACUGAGGAGCAAGGUAUGGACAGCUGAAUAGUUCUAUUUUGUUGAUGCCAAUGCUAGCUAAGUUUAACACUGGUUUAACAACAUUAUCUGUCAUUCAUAUAAUUUUUAUAUGAAUGUUAAUAUCGUUGUUCCUCAUUGGCUUGCAGCAUCCGGCUAAUUCUGCAUAGCCAUCUGGUACUGACUUAAUUUAGUUGGAAAAACUGAUGUUAUUUUAUGAUGAGCGUUAUUCGCAAACAUGCAGAGUAAAUACUUCAAACUUUCAGUUGCAUUUACCAGACGCAUUUAAGGUUAUAAUUAAAGGGGCUGUGUCACGGCAGUCCAGUUCAUUUUGUUUAAUUUUUCCAAUUACUCGCCCUCAAUCGCUAUGGAACUUAAAGUAAGCAAAGAAAUUACAUGUAAAUGACAAAAUCAGAGAUCCGAGACAAACAAAAAAUGUCCCCUGAGCACAACUUUUGAAUUUGCAAGCAGCAGGAAUCAACUUUGAAAAACUGUUAGGCUGAACAGUUUUCAAAAAUCAUAAUGUCAAUCCGCUUCAGUCUUCUUCGGUUUUGCCCAUCCGUGGCAUCUGUUGUUUCUGUCAACCUUUCUUUGAUGUUUAAGCAGUUAUUUUUGUGUUUCUCUUAAUUUAACGGGCAUUUUGUAAUUACCUAAUUUGGCUGAAUUUCGUGACACAGCUCCUUUAAAACGUCGAUAAAAUUGAACAAGUAAGCGGACAAUUAACAAUUAUUGGACGAGGUUGAGCAAAAUAUCUUAAUUCGUCAGUGCCGAGCAGAUCCAUUAUUUGCCAAAGCCGAGGGCUGAGGCAAAUAAUUGAUGUGCGAGACACUGGCAAAUCACGACAUUUUUCGAUAACCAAGUUCAAUAAUUGUUUUAUCAUUCGAUCACCAAGUUUGUUUUUUAACGAAUAUCUUCGGGAAGCGAAGCGAUCUGCCUUUUUUCACGCAAGAACGAUCACGCGUGGUUUCGUUUACGCAUGAGCAGAAUAUUAUUUGCAGCCAAACACAGUUGGACAACAUUGCGCAUCAGCAGACCAUUAUUUGUAGGCAGUUAUUUGCAGGUCACGUGGUGGGCCUUCGGCCAAUGAAAAGGAAGAAAAGUUUACAUCGAAUGAUAAUUUUGUUUCUUUCACCUCCUACUAUUAGGGUAAAACGAACUUGCACUAUUUUUGUUUUUGUUGGCGGUUUUAUUUGUUUGUUUGUUUUUAAAUGUUAUUUUCUUCAUUCCCUGCAGAAAAAGAGACGUUUCUCUGGCCGACUGAUCGCUUUAAUGAAAACCGGCCUGAGGCGAGGAUCCUACAGAAUAGAUGAAGAAGAAAUCAUUGAAGCUCCUCCAAAUUUCAAACGCCAGAAAUCCAGCAUUUGUGAUUACAAUUGCAACCAUAUUAAACACGGGCAAGGAAAAAUAUGCAAGCAAGCUGAAGAGAUUAGCCUAAGUGACAGAAUCGAUAUUACAUCCCGUUACCUGUUUCCUAUUGCUUUUCUCUUGUUUAAUAUCUUUUACUGGUUUGCAUACGUCUAUGACAUUCGGGUGCUUCCUGAAAGUGCACGCGAUAUGUAG
Porites lobata is the source of this 21499-nucleotide messenger RNA. The record is from the annotation of a GenBank genome assembly. Lineage: Eukaryota; Metazoa; Cnidaria; Anthozoa; Scleractinia; Poritidae.